CUCAGAGACUGCACUGAUCAUUUAGCCUCAGUCAGUGUGUGUGUGUAGACUGUGCUGGCCAUUUUGUGGUUUCUCGAGUGGAUUUUUUUCUGGUUCCAUGAAGACUCCAGUUCUUCUGUGCGUCCUGCUCUUUUCUCAGAGCUGGGCUUUCGAGUUUAUCAUCGAUGGGGAGUGGGAAAGUGAAACAUCAGGUCCUUUGGAUCAGAACUACCAAUCUGGGAGAUACAGGAGGAGUGUUCUGACCAGUGGAGAAGAAGAGGAUUUUGAGGCAAUUCAAGGCAAUGACAUCACAGUUAAGAGCUAUAAGGUGGAGAGCAGAAUCACGUCGCGGUUCGCUCACACCACCGUCAAGAGCUCUGUGGUCAACUCAGGCCCCACUGCCCAGAGCAUCGGCUUCAACGUGCAGAUCCCCAAACGGGCCUUCAUUAACAACUUCACCAUGAAUGUCAAUGGGAUCACAUUCAUCGGCUCAGUGAAGGAGAAGACAGUGGCAAGAAACCUUUACGCUCAAGCAAGAGCUCGUGGGAAAGCAGCUGGCAUUGUCAGGACUAACUCUCAAGCAAUGGAGACGUUUAGGACGGAGGUGCAUGUUCCUCCAGGCAGCAAAGUGGAGUUUGAGCUGCACUAUCAGGAAAUGAUGCAGAGGAAGCUGGGUGUCUACCAGCACAUGCUACACUUACAACCUGGACGCCUGGUUCCACUGCUGCAGGUGGAUGUGUAUAUAUUUGAGCCCAAAGGUAUCAAGUUUGUCACGGCCACUAACACACUGGGAGAGCAAUUUGCAGAUUUGAGCAAAAUCACCCACACAAAAGAAAAAGCCCACAUUGUGUUCAAACCAACUCUGCAGCAGCAGCGCAAGUGUGAAAACUGCACAGAAAGCGCAGUGGAUGGUGUGUUUGCUGUGAAAUACGAUGUGGAGAGAGAGAGCAAUGCAGGAGAACUUCAGGUCUCUGAUGGUCAUUUCAUUCAAUUCUUUGCUCCAUCUGAUCUCUCUCCUCUCUCCAAAAACAUUGUUUUUGUCAUCGAUGUGAGUGGAAGCAUGUGGGGUCUGAAGAUGAAACAGACAGUGGAGGCGAUGAAGGCUAUUCUGGACGAUCUGUCGAUGGAUGACUAUUUCAGCAUCGUAGAUUUCAAUCACAAUGUCCGUUGCUGGAGUGAUGAUCUGGUCCAAGCUUCCUCCAUCCAGGUGGACGAAGCUAAAAAGUACGUCCAAAGCAUCAAGCCCAAUGGAGGCACCAACAUCAAUGAGGCUUUACUGAGAGCAGUCCAGAUGCUGGUUAGAGCGUCCAAUCAGGGACUGAUUGACCCUCGUUCUGUGUCUAUGGUCAUUCUGGUGUCUGAUGGAGACCCAACAGUGGGAGAAAUAAAGCUGAGCACUAUUCAGAAGAAUGUGAAGCGUGUGAUGAGGGAGGAGUUUUCUCUAUUCUCUCUCGGUAUUGGCUUUGACGUAGACUUUGACUUCUUGGAGCGAAUGGCCAUGGACAACAGAGGCGUCGCCCAGAGGAUUUAUGCCAAUCAUGAUGCCGCAGAACAGUUAAAGACAUUCUACAGUCAGGUCUCCUCUCCUCUCCUGAGGUCCAUCACCAUUCAUUUUGCUGAGAGCGCUGUGAAUAACGUGACUCAGAAUCGUUUUGAUAAGUUCUUCAGUGGUUCUGAGCUGAUAGUGGCUGGAAAACUCCAACCAUCAGACCUCACAACACUGCAAAGCUUCACCACCGCUGCUGCUGCCAACAUGGACCUGAACAUUCAGACAGAGGCAGAUAUUGGGGAGCUGGACUCUGUGCUCGGCACACAUCAACAUUCCUUCCCUGGCUUUGCUCGGCAGAUGUGGGCCUACAUUACUGUCAAUCAGCUACUGGCCGAACGCUCUCUAGCUCCUACUGCAGCUAAGAAGCGUAGGAUCACCCAGAGGAUCGUGGCCCUGGCUUUAGAGCAUCAGUUUGUGACGCCUCUCACUGCCAUGCUGGUGGAGGGUUACGACCAGGGAAGGGCAGAACGACUGAUCGCAGACUCACCCAGAGACUCCAAACAUGGCUGCUGCUCAGCCACUGCUCCCUUAUCUGGACCUCCGCCGGUGCAACAGUUGGUCUAUGCAAAUCCUCCAUGGCUUCUGUCUACAGUUGCUCCAAAUCCCAAAGAAGUUGCCGGAGUGCGUGACAGUAUCAUUCCUGGACACAUCACUGGUGUGGACAGUGAUCCCCACUUCAUCAUUCACUUACCCAAAAGCAACAUGGACAUCUGCUUCAACAUUGACUCCAGACCCGGACACAUCCUCAACCUGAUUUCAGAUCCUGGAAAAGGAGUUACAAUCAACGGUCAGUUGGUUGGGUCUAAGAAGAUGAAGAACAACAAAAUCCAAACAUAUUUCGGCACCAUCUCCAUAUACUCUAAAACAGACGGUGUGCAGGUUAUAGUAGGAACUGACAGAAUCGACCUGAUGGAAGGCAGGAACAAUCACUCCUUCUCUUGGGGAGCCACAGCUGAGCUUGCACUUUACAGGAUGAAGGUCACCAUAGUGAAAGAGCAACAUGUUACCGUGACGAUUGAUGGGAGGAUUUCUGUGAUGGUGCUUUUACAUCGGGUGUGGAAGAAGCAUCCUGUGCAGGUGGACUUCCUGGGCAUUUACAUGUCUAGCGACAACAAAUACUCCACACAGGUUCAUGGUCUCAUUGGUCAGUUUGCACAAGAACCAAAACUGAAGGUGUACGGCAUGCAUGAGGGAGCAGAUCCAAAGAAGAAGGAGGCCACAAUGGAAGUGAAAGGCAACAAAAUAGCUGUCACCAGGGGCUGGCAGAAGGAUUACAGACGUGACAAGAAGCGAGGUUCAGAUGUCUACUGCUGGUUUAUCCAUAACAGUGGGAAAGGCUUCAUUGAUGGCAGUUAUACCAGCUAUAUCCUGCCUCAGCUGGACAGCUUCCUGACCGCUAUCUGAGAGCAUGAGUGUGGCAGCUAGCUUAGGAUACUUGCUAAGAGAGAAAAAGAGGCUGAUUGGUAGAAAUCUGUUAUUUUAUACAAGCAAUAAGAAGCAUAGUAAACUGAAACAUGCCAUUUUGCCAUUUAAAAAAAGGUUUUUAAUACUACAAGAAAGUAUAUAUACAAAACAUAGGAAAACAGUGAUGCACAAUAACCGACUGAACUGAAAUUACUUAAAGCCAAUCAAAAACUAAUUAAUGUAUUAUAAGACUUCUGACUUGAGCGUUUGCAGUGAAACAUUUGAUCGAAAAUUUGAUUUAAUUAAAUAUUUUAAUCAUAUGCAACCAUUUUCAAUGACAACAGAGAUAACAAUGGACAAAAAAACAUAAUAAAAACCAUUGGUCAUUUUGUUCCAAUAUGUAAA
Molecule: messenger RNA, 3337 nt
Organism: Onychostoma macrolepis
Lineage: Eukaryota; Metazoa; Chordata; Actinopteri; Cypriniformes; Cyprinidae
Gene: itih2
Product: inter-alpha-trypsin inhibitor heavy chain 2
Exons: 20
Coding region: 98-2932 (944 amino acids)
Biological process (GO): hyaluronan metabolic process
Molecular function (GO): serine-type endopeptidase inhibitor activity
Source: RefSeq, a predicted model, not a curated record